GGAGAACACAUGGGAAGGCACCGGAUCAAUUACGCAGCGUCACGGAGCAGCCGUGAGAGAAGAGGGGCUCCCUGAGGUGCUGCUUCUGCUGCUGCCUGUUCAACCCCGUCCUGCCCUGAAUGCGCUGGGACACUGAACCUUGUAAGGGACAAAUCAAAGUUCAGACGGAUAUACGAUAUAAGACGGGAUCUUUCGCCAAGAUGCAGGGUCUGAGUUCCCGGGCUCACGCGUUUUCGGUGGAGGCGCUGGUCGGGAAACCCUGCAAGAGGAUGAAAGUGUCGGAGGGACACGAGUCAAGUUCAGCUGGAGACACCGGCAGCGACACGGGCAUCUUCACCGGCCUGAACGAAUAUCCAGUCAGCCAGAUGAAGAAAGCAGGUUCAGCACCGAGGAGGGCAGAGGACACUUCCGGUGAUCCGGAGAGACCGACUAUCAGAUCAGGGGCUGAAGAGGCUGAGCCCAGCGGAGAGGAGAGCAAGCCGAAGGAGAGCGACUUCCGCCCGGACAGAGAGGUCCGGGUGGAGCUGCAGGGCUCCGAGCUGUGGAAGAGAUUCUAUGAGAUCGGCACCGAGAUGAUCAUAACCAAAGCUGGCAGGAGAAUGUUCCCCUCCGUGCGCGUCAAAGUGCGCAAUCUGGACCCGUGCCAGCAGUACUACAUCGCAAUGGACGUCAUGCCAGUGGACUCAAAACGCUACAGGUAUGUGUACCACAGCUCGCAGUGGAUGGUGGCCGGAAACACGGACCACUCGUGCAUCUCCCCCAGACUCUACGUGCACCCGGACUCCCCGUGCGCAGGAGAGACGUGGAUGCGCCAGGUCAUCAGCUUCGACCGGGUCAAACUCACCAACAACGAGAUGGACGACAAGGGACAUAUUAUUCUCCAGUCGAUGCAUAAAUACAAGCCACGUGUGCACGUCAUCCGGCACGACCAUUGCAUGGACCUGUCCCAGAUCCAGUCGCUGCCUGCUGAAGGAGUCCACAGCUUCUCCUUCCCAGAAACGGAGUUCACCACCGUCACAGCCUAUCAGAACCAACAGAUCACAAAACUAAAGAUCGACAGGAACCCGUUUGCCAAGGGCUUCAGAGAUCCAGGAAGGAAUAGGGGAGUGUUGGAUGGCUUGCUGGAAUCGUAUCCGUGGAGAGGCCCUCUCAGCUUAGACUUCAAGCCAUUCACCAUACAGCUCCAAGGGAACUCGGGGUCGCCGACCAGCAGUGUGAAGACUCUUCUCCCCCUCUCUUCUUCUUCUUCUUCAACCCCAUUCUCCAUCUCCACGCUCUCCUGCCACGAUGCCGCUCUCCACACCCUCGCUUUUCCUUUCUACGGCAAGACUUCCUCCGCCCCCUCCCCAUCCCCGCUGCCCAGCAGGGCCUUCUCCUCCCUGGGAGCGGACAGACUGAGGGGCCUGCCCCCGCUGGCACCGCUAGCAGACCUCCCACUCCUCUCCGCGCUGCAGGCAAAGAAACUUCCCCACUGUAGGGACCCAUGUCUUCACGGGGCUCCGGGGGGCUCCCCCUGCCUCUUCCCCCUCCACAGCCCCCUCAGCCCUCAGGGGCCUUCUCUCCUCCCUCACCUCUCUGACACUGCAGGCCCCUACUGUCUUUACCGCUACAGCUUCCCCCUGAACCCCCAGCUCACAGCUAUUUCCCGGCACGCCAAACUAGCCGAAGACACCACAGACUGUCUGCUGCGCCAGUCUCCGUGGCACCCGACCACCAACCACUGCCUCUGACAGCUGGACCGCACUUUCAGGCUCCGGCCCAUUGAGUGUAACGAGCCAAAGCUUAUUGCAACAAAACAGAGAGGGCCGCUUCUCUAUUUGAGCAAGACUCAAAGGAGCAAUAAACUGUGGCAGUUUGACGUUUUCUUUGUAUUUAAAAACUGUUUUGUACGCUGUGUUGGAUCUACCAGCACAAAAACUCAUCCUGAAGCAGUCAAUGAGCUGCUCCUCUUCACUGUGCACACACAACUGCCAUAAAAGCCCAACAUUGGAGUCAACAGAAAUGUAGACAGGAUGUAGAUUUUUAUUUGGGACAGAAAUCAGUUUCUUUACCACAGGGCAGAACCUCUCUUCUGCCUUAACAACUUCACACGCUGUAAUGGUGUUUCCAAAAAGCAUCAGCAAUAGGACCUGAGGUAUGUAAUAUAAAUAUUAAUGAAUGACUGUUAUACUGACCAUAAGUGCCUAUUAAAGUAUUUUUCAUAUUUUUUGUUCACACA
Messenger RNA from Perca fluviatilis (European perch), 2218 nucleotides. RefSeq names its product T-box transcription factor 22 (gene tbx22). Bases 120 to 1730 code for a protein of 536 amino acids. Gene Ontology annotation, biological process: cell fate specification; positive regulation of DNA-templated transcription; regulation of transcription by RNA polymerase II. NCBI's taxonomy places the organism in Eukaryota, Metazoa, Chordata, Actinopteri, Perciformes, Percidae. Gene Ontology annotation, cellular component: nucleus. Gene Ontology annotation, molecular function: DNA-binding transcription factor activity, RNA polymerase II-specific; RNA polymerase II cis-regulatory region sequence-specific DNA binding. The transcript is spliced from 8 exons. The record is from RefSeq and is a predicted model, not a curated record.